Molecule: messenger RNA, 7848 nt
Organism: Passer domesticus (house sparrow)
Lineage: Eukaryota; Metazoa; Chordata; Aves; Passeriformes; Passeridae
Product: chromodomain-helicase-DNA-binding protein 3-like
Biological process (GO): negative regulation of transcription by RNA polymerase II; chromatin remodeling
Cellular component (GO): nucleus; chromatin
Molecular function (GO): ATP binding; ATP-dependent chromatin remodeler activity; ATP hydrolysis activity
Source: RefSeq, a predicted model, not a curated record
AAUCCUUAAAAAAAAUAAAAAGGGAAGCGUGACGAGUAUGGAACUAGUUAACCUUUAACAAUUUAUGCUGAUGUCACACUGAGCAUGAGUACUGAUUAAUCCCCCCCCGAAAUAUUUUUAUGGGAGUGAGGAGGGGGGGGAAGAAUAAGGAGAAAGAGAAGGAAAAAAAAAAAAAAAAAGGCAGAAAAAAAAAAAAGAAAUAAUUUACCGCAGCCAUCUUUGUUUUAUGCAGAAAAAUCUCCGGCUUCGGGUCCCCCCCGGCUGGGGCCACACAAAUAUUUGUCCCUCGCCGAGCCGGGAUCUGCGGGAGGGGGAAAAGCAAAAAAAUAUCAUUACUGAGGCCCCAAAAGCGAGCAAAAAUACCCUAAAAUGAGCAGGAUGAGGAUUAUUCGCCUGCUCGGGCUGUAGCGGCGAAGGCUGGGGGGGGUGGGGUGGGGGGAGCUUUGGGAUUUAUUAUUUUUGAGGCGUUUUUUGAUUUUUUUGGGGUUUUUAAGGAUUUUUCGUGGGUUUUGUUUUUAAUUUUUUUUUUAAUUUUUACCUGGCGCGGGUGAUUUUUAAGGUUUUUUGGCGCUUUUUUUUUAUGUUGAUUUUUACCCUUUUUCAGCCCUUUCUAUUUUUUGUUUAUUUUUAACCUUUUUUUUCAUUCCCUUCCCUUUUUAAAUAUUAAUGUUUAUUUUUUGACUCUCCUCCUUUGCCAUAUCAAUUUUAAGCUUGACCCCCCCCUUUUUCUUCCCGUUCCUUCCCCAUUUUAAAUUUUCAUGUCAAUUUUUACCCCUUUUUGCCUCUCCUUCCUCCCCUUUUCCAUCUUUCCACCCCAUUUUUUCAUUUCACCGUUCCUUUCCCCUCCAAUUUAACUCCUUUUCAAUUCUCCCCUUUAUUUCCUUCAUUCUCUCCCUCAACGCUUCCCUUUCCUCCUUUUUUUUUUUAAAUAUUAAUUUUAAUUUUUUUUUCCUCCUUAAUUCCCCUCCCCCUUUCGCGGGUCGGGUUUUGUCGCUUUUUUGUGUGUUUUUGAAGCUUUUUUCGCUUCUUUUUCACCCUCCUUCCUCCCCUAAGGUGCGUGUGGGGCAACUUUAAAAAAAAACCCUCAUUCGGCCAUUUUGCGCUUUUUUUUUCCCCUCAAGAAGGUGGGGGGGGCACCACCCCCCCAUUUUCCCUCAUUUUUAACCCCUCCCUCCUCCAUAUUUUUUUACGCCUUUCCCCCCUUCCCCCCCCCCUUUACCGGGGUGUGUUUUUUAUUAUUAUUAUAUAUUUUUUUCCUCCUUUUUUUUUUUUUUUUGUGUGUGUGUGUGUUGGGGGGGGGUUUAUUUUAAAAUUACACCCGGGGCGGCCAUUUUCGCUGCCGGCGCCGUCCCGCCGCCCGCCGCCUCCCGCGCCCUGAGGCGAUUUUAACCGAUCCGGGCGUUUUUCAACCCAUCGCCGCCGCCCCCCCCGCGCCCCCCGCGCGGCCCCGCCGGGCCCGGCCCGGGGGGGGUCGCCCCGUCCCGCCCCCUCCCCACUUUCCCCUCACACCGAGCCCCCCCACCCUCAGCGGCGGGGGCGGUUUGGGGCGGUGGGAGCGGCGCACGCCGAGGGUCCCCCCGGCCCCCCGCCCCUCACCCGGCCAUGGCGUCCCCGCUGAGGGAGGACGAGGAGGAGGAGGAGGAGAUGGCGGUGUCCGAGGGGGACGAGGAGGACGACGACGAGGAGGACGACGAGGAAGAGGAGGAGGAAGACGCCGCCGCCGCCGCCGCAGCCGCGCUCUUGGCCGGCCACCGAGGGCCCCCCGACAUCUUCGCCGGGCCGGCCCCGGCCCCGCUCCCGCCGCCGCCGCCGCCGCCGCCCGCGCCCGCCGCGCCCGGGCCGCCGGAGGCGCCCGCAGAUGGUGACGAGGAUCUGCUGCGGGGCCUCGAGGGGGCCCUGGGGGUGAAGAAGAAGAAAAGGGGCCCCCGGAAACAGAAGGAAAACAAACCCGGGAAACCCCGGAAACGGAAAAAACUGGUGAGCGAGGAUGAGCUGGAGUCCGAGAGGGAUGAGUACCCCCGCGAGGAGUACCGGGAGAAGUCGGAGAGCGGCGGCAGCGACUCGGGCGGCGCGGCGCGCAAGCGGCGGCGGAAGCACCGCGAGAAGAAGGAGAAGAAAACCAAGAGGAGGAAAAAGGCUGACGAUGAGGGGGGGCAGAAGGUCAAGGCGGUGGAGCAGAAAUCCUCGGCGCAGCUCCUGGGGGCCUGGGGGCUGGAGGACGUGGACCACGUGUUCACCGAGGAGGAUUAUCACACCCUCACCAACUACAAGGCCUUCAGCCAGUUCAUGAGGCCCCUGAUCGCCAAGAAGAACCCCAAGAUCCCCAUGUCCAAGAUGAUGACCAUCCUGGGGGCCAAGUGGCGCGAGUUCAGCGCCAACAACCCCUUCAAGGGCUCGGCGGCGGCCGUGGCCGCGGCUGCAGCGGCCGCAGCGGCCGCCGUGGCCGAGCAGGUGUCGGCCGCCGUGGCCGCCGUGGCCCCCGAGGCGCCGCCGCCGCCCCUGCGCAAGGCCAAGACCAAGGAGGGCAAAGGCCCCGGGCACAAGAAGCGCAGCAAGAGCCCGCGGGUGCCUGAGCUGAAGAGGAAGAUGAAGGGCAGGAAGAUGGCGCCGCUCAAGAUCAAACUGGGAGUACUGGGAGGCAAACGCAAGAAGAGCAGCUCGAGCGAGGACGCGGGCGAGGCCGAGGAGGAGUCUGACGCCGAGAGCCCCGGGGGGGCUCUGGGGGCCGCGCCCCGCCCCGACCCCAGCGCGCGCCUCAAGAAGCUCAAGCGGGGCCGCCCCGGCCGCAAGAAGAAGAAGGGGCCUGGCCCCGAGGAGGAGGGCGAUGGCUACGAGACCGACCACCAGGACUACUGCGAGGUGUGCCAGCAGGGCGGGGAGAUCAUCCUGUGCGACACGUGCCCGCGCGCCUACCACCUGGUGUGCCUGGACCCCGAGCUGGACCGCGCGCCCGAGGGCCGCUGGAGCUGCCCCCACUGCGAGAAGGAGGGCGUGCAGUGGGAGGCCAAGGAGGAGGAGGAGGAGGAGGAGGAGGAGGAGGAGGAGGGCGAGAAGGAGGAGGAAGACGACCACAUGGAGUACUGCCGCGUGUGCAAGGACGGCGGCGAGCUGCUGUGCUGCGACGCCUGCGUGUCCUCGUACCACAUCCACUGCCUGAACCCGCCGCUGCCCGAGGUCCCCAACGGAGAGUGGCUCUGUCCCCGCUGCACGUGCCCGGUGCUGAAGGGCCGCGUGCAGAAGAUCCUCUACUGGCGCUGGGGGGAGCCCCCCGCCCCCGUGGCCGCCCCCGGGGCCCCCCAGGCGCAGGAGGGGCCCCCCCAGGCCCUGCAGGGCCGCUCCGAGCGCGAGUUCUUCGUCAAGUGGGUGGGGCUGUCCUACUGGCACUGCUCCUGGAUCAAGGAGCUCCAGCUGGAGAUCUUCCACCUGGUGAUGUACCGGAACUACCAGCGCAAGAACGACAUGGACGAGCCCCCUCCCCUGGACUACGGCUCGGGGGACGACGACCCCAAGAGCGAGAAGCGGGGGGCCGGGGGGGACCCCCUCUUCGGGGGCAUGGAGGAGCGCUUCUACCGCUACGGCAUCAAGCCCGAGUGGAUGACGGUGCACCGCAUCAUCAACCACAGCGUGGACCGGAAGGGGCAGUACCACUACCUGGUGAAGUGGCGGGACCUGCCCUACGACCAGGCCACCUGGGAGGAGGACGAGAUGCCCAUCCCCGACUACGACCUGCACAAGCUGGCCUACUGGAAGCACCGGGAGGUGUUCAUGGGCGAGGACCCGGCCCAGCCGCGCCGCUACAAGAAGAAGAAGAAGGAGACGCCGGGGGAGGGGCCCCCCGACUCGCCCACCAACGACCCCACGGUGAAGUACGAGACGCAGCCGCGCUUCAUCACGGCCACGGGCGGCACGCUGCACCUCUACCAGCUGGAGGGGCUCAACUGGCUGCGCUUCUCGUGGGCGCAGAGCACCGACACCAUCCUGGCCGACGAGAUGGGGCUGGGCAAGACCAUCCAGACCAUCGUCUUCCUCUACUCGCUCUACAAGGAGGGCCACACCAAGGGCCCGUUCCUCGUCAGCGCGCCGCUCUCCACCAUCAUCAACUGGGAGCGCGAGUUCCAGAUGUGGGCCCCGGCCUUCUACGUGGUCACCUACACCGGGGACAAGGACAGCCGCGCCAUCAUCCGCGAGAACGAGUUCUCCUUCGACGACACCGCCAUGAAGGGCGGCAAGAAGGCCUUCAAGAUGAAGCGCGAGGCCCAGGUGAAGUUCCACGUGCUGCUCACGUCCUACGAGCUGAUCACCAUCGACCAGGCGGCGCUGGGCUCCAUCCGCUGGGCCUGCCUGGUGGUGGACGAGGCCCACCGCCUCAAGAACAACCAGUCCAAGUUUUUCCGGGUGCUCAACGGGUACAAGAUCGAGCACAAGCUGCUGCUGACGGGGACCCCGCUGCAGAACAACCUGGAGGAGCUCUUCCACCUGCUCAACUUCCUCACGCCCGAGCGCUUCAAUAACCUGGAGGGCUUCCUGGAGGAGUUUGCCGACAUCUCCAAGGAGGACCAGAUCAAGAAGCUGCACGACCUGCUGGGCCCCCACAUGCUGCGGCGCCUCAAGGCCGACGUCUUCAAGAACAUGCCGGCCAAGACGGAGCUGAUCGUGCGCGUGGAGCUCAGCCCCAUGCAGAAGAAGUACUACAAGUACAUCCUGACGAGGAACUUCGAGGCACUGAACUCGCGGGGCGGCGGCAACCAGGUGUCGCUGCUCAACAUCAUGAUGGACCUCAAGAAGUGCUGCAACCACCCGUACCUGUUCCCCGUGGCGGCCAUGGAGUCCCCGAAGCUGCCGAGCGGCGCCUACGAGGGCGGGGCCCUGAUCAAGGCCUCGGGGAAGCUGCUGCUGCUGCAGAAGAUGCUGCGCAAGCUGAAGGAGCAGAACCACAGGGUGCUCAUCUUCUCCCAGAUGACGAAGAUGCUGGACCUGCUGGAGGAUUUCCUGGACUACGAGGGCUACAAGUACGAGCGCAUCGACGGCGGCAUCACCGGGGCGCUGCGGCAGGAGGCCAUCGACCGCUUCAACGCGCCGGGGGCGCAGCAGUUCUGUUUCCUGCUGUCGACGCGGGCCGGGGGCCUUGGCAUCAACCUGGCAACGGCUGACACCGUGGUCAUCUUUGACUCGGACUGGAACCCCCACAACGACAUCCAGGCCUUCAGCCGCGCGCACCGCAUCGGCCAGGCCAACAAGGUGAUGAUUUACCGCUUCGUGACGCGGGCCUCGGUGGAGGAGCGGAUCACGCAGGUGGCCAAGCGCAAGAUGAUGCUGACGCACCUGGUGGUGCGCCCGGGGCUGGGCUCCAAGGCCGGCUCCAUGUCCAAGCAGGAGCUCGACGACAUCCUCAAGUUCGGCACCGAGGAGCUCUUCAAGGACGAGAACGAGGGGGACAACAAGGAGGAGGACAGCAGCGUCAUCCACUACGACAACGAGGCCAUCGCGCGGCUGCUGGACCGCAACCAGGACGCCACCGACGACGCCGACGUGCAGAACAUGAACGAGUACCUGAGCUCCUUCAAGGUGGCCCAGUACGUCGUCAGGGAGGAGGACAAGAUCGAGGAGAUCGAGCGGGAGAUCAUCAAGCAGGAGGAGAACGUGGACCCCGACUACUGGGAGAAGCUGCUGCGGCACCACUACGAGCAGCAGCAGGAGGACCUGGCCCGCAACCUGGGCAAGGGCAAGCGCGUGCGCAAGCAGGUCAACUACAACGACGCCGCCCAGGAGGACCAAGACAACCAGUCCGAGUACUCGGUGGGCUCCGAGGAGGAGGACGAGGACUUCGACGAGCGGCCCGAGGGCCGGCGCCAGUCCAAGCGGCAGCUGCGGAACGAGAAGGACAAACCCCUCCCCCCACUGCUGGCCCGGGUGGGCGGCAACAUCGAGGUGCUGGGGUUCAACACGAGGCAGCGCAAGGCCUUCCUGAACGCCGUCAUGCGCUGGGGGAUGCCCCCCCAGGACGCCUUCACGUCGCAGUGGCUCGUGCGGGACCUGCGGGGCAAAACCGAGAAGGAGUUCAAGGCCUACGUGUCCCUGUUCAUGCGCCACCUGUGCGAGCCGGGCGCCGACGGCUCCGAGACGUUCGCGGACGGCGUCCCCCGCGAGGGGCUGUCCCGGCAGCAGGUGCUCACCCGCAUCGGCGUCAUGUCCCUCGUCAAGAAAAAGGUGCAGGAGUUCGAGCACAUCAACGGGCGCUGGUCCCUGCCCGAGCUGGCCCCCGAGCCCAGCGCCGACUCCAAGCGCUCGUCCCGCGCCUCCUCCCCCGCCAAGACCGGCCCCCCCAGCCCCGAGCAGAGCGGCCCCCCCAGCCCCGCGCCCCCCACGCCCGCCACGCCGGCGCCCAGCGAGCGCGGGGACGGGCCGGGGCCACCCCCGGACAGGGACGAGGGUGACACCAGGGACGAGAAGGAACCCAAAGGCCCCGAGAAGAUGGAGACAGAUCCCCCUGUCCCCGAGGUGCCACCAUCGCCGGGCGAGGGCAGCGAGGCCGAGGGGCCCCGCAAGGGGGACGAGGAGGAGGGGCCCGGCCACAGGGACCCCGAGGCCGAGGGGACCCCGGCCCGCGAGGAGCGGCCAGGCGCGGAGGCCGAGAAGGCGCCGGGGCUGGACAAGGGGGACGAGAAGGCCCCGGAGGAGGAGCCCAAGGAGCCCAAGGGGGACCCCGACCCAAAAAGAGAGGAGGCCAAGGCCGAGCGGGAGCCCCGGGCGGAGCCGCGGCCGAACGGGCGCCGCGAGGAGAGAGCCGAGAAACCGCGGUUCAUGUUCAACAUCGCCGACGGCGGCUUCACCGAGCUGCACACGCUGUGGCAGAACGAGGAGCGCGCCGCCAUCUCCUCGGGGAAGCUCAACGAGAUCUGGCACCGGCGCCACGACUACUGGCUGCUGGCCGGCAUCGUCCUCCACGGCUACGCGCGCUGGACCGACAUCCAGAACGACGGCGCCUUCGGGGUCAUCAACGAACCCUUCAAGGGCGAGGCCUCCAAGGGCAACUUCCUGGAGAUGAAGAACAAGUUCCUGGCGCGCCGCUUCAAGCUGCUGGAGCAGGCGCUGGUGAUCGAGGAGCAGCUGCGCCGCGCCGCCUACCUGAACAUGACGCAGGACCCCAGCCACCCCGCCAUGGCCCUGAACACGCGCUUCGCCGAGGUCGAGUGCCUGGCCGAGAGCCACCAGCACUUGUCCAAGGAGUCGCUGGCGGGCAACAAGCCGGCCAACGCCGUGCUGCACAAGGUGCUGAACCAGCUGGAGGAGCUGCUGAGCGACAUGAAGGCGGACGUGACGCGCCUGCCGGCCACGCUGUCCCGCAUCCCGCCCAUCGCCGCGCGCCUGCAGAUGUCCGAGCGCAGCAUCCUGAGCCGCCUGGCCAGCAAGGGCACCGAGAGCCACCCUCCUCCUAGCUUCCCGCCCGGGCCCUACGCCACCCCCCCGAGCUUCGGGGGCUCCUUCGGGACCCCCCCGGGCGGGGCCCUCCCCCACCCCGGGGGCGCCAACUACAGCCAGAUGCCCCCGGGCUCCUUCAUCGCCGCCUCGAACGGCCCCGCGGUGCUGGUGAAGCGCGAGGCCGAGGCGCUGGAGCGGAAGGAGCCGCGGGGGGGGGAGGUGAUUUGCAUCGACGACUGAGGGGGCGGGGCCUGCCGGGGCCCCUCCCCCUCCCUCCCCUCCCCUCCCCCCCCAUCCCCCGGCGGGGGGAGGGGCGGGCGAGGCGCGCGCAGUUCUAUAAAUAGCCGCGGUGGGGGAGGGGCGGGGGGCGCUGCCGGCCCCUCCCCCCCCCCGUGCUGAGGCGCGGAAUAAACCCGGCUGAGACCCCGC